Acanthosepion pharaonis is the source of this 837-nucleotide messenger RNA. NCBI's taxonomy places the organism in Eukaryota, Metazoa, Mollusca, Cephalopoda, Sepiida, Sepiidae. The record is from the annotation of a GenBank genome assembly.
AUGCUACACCAAAUGAGAGACCUCCAUCCACGUCAGAGAUCUGCAUCGUCAGAAGAUGAUGGCAGUGAUAAGUCGUCUGAAAGCGACUCAAAUUUGCUGCUAUUUUUCAGUGCAGGGCCAGAUUAUUCAUCUAUGGAACCAGCAGAAACAGAUGCUGAAGACAAUGAUGAUAAUGCCAAUAACAAAAGAGACCAAACUCACAUCAGCUGGACAAUGGUAUUCAAAGGUAUGCCAACACCAAAGAGAUUACGGGACCUGAUAAGAGAGAUCCGAUCAGCCCGUACAGCAGCAGAUGAACGUUCUGUAGUGAACAAAGAAUGUGCCCAAAUUAGAGAUUCUUUCAGAGAUGAAGAUAACACUUACCGGUGUCGAAAUGUGGCAAAACUGUUAUAUAUACACAUGCUUGGCUACCCAGCACAUUUUGGGCAGCUGGAAUGUUUGAAGUUGAUAGCCUCAUCUCGUUUCACUGACAAACGAAUUGGUUAUUUGGGAGCAAUGUUACUUUUGGAUGAAAGACAGGACGUUCACCUUCUGAUUACAAACUCAUUAAAAAAUGAUCUUACUCAUCAGAACCAAUAUAUCCAGAGUCUGGCAUUAUGUACCUUAGGUUCUGUUUGUUCUACAGAAAUGAGCAGAGAUUUGGCUGGAGAAGUUGAAAAAUUGUUAAAAUCUUCAAAUGCUUAUAUAAAGAAAAAGGCAACUCUUUGUGCUUUCCGAAUUAUCAGAAAAGUUCCAGAUUUAAUGGAGAUGUUCAUUCCAGCUACCAGGUCUUUGCUCAAUGAGAAAAACCAUGGUGAGUGGAGAAGUUUUAAUUUAUUUUUUCUCUUAAAAAAUUAA